Messenger RNA from Schizosaccharomyces japonicus yFS275, 4617 nucleotides. Its product is annotated as transcriptional corepressor Ssn6. Gene Ontology annotation, cellular component: Cyc8(Ssn6)-Tup1 general repressor complex; nucleus; chromatin. The transcript has a single exon. NCBI's taxonomy places the organism in Eukaryota, Fungi, Ascomycota, Schizosaccharomycetes, Schizosaccharomycetales, Schizosaccharomycetaceae. Gene Ontology annotation, biological process: negative regulation of transcription by RNA polymerase II. The record is from RefSeq and is a predicted model, not a curated record. Bases 960 to 4379 code for a protein of 1139 amino acids.
CGCUAUUUCAGCCAUUGUUUAUUAUGGCCUCCCCUCCCGCGCACACCCACACACACCCACUUAACCGUUGCACACACGCACAACAGCAGGUAGACGUGUUUUUCAACCGUUUUGUGUGCAAAGUACGAGGUUUCUGCUCUUAGAAGCAUUUUCCGCGCGUCUCAACACCUCCUGAGUCCGUUCCCGCCUUUUCGUGCGCAUUCUGCCUUGAAUUUCGCCGUCGCUGCUUUUUGUGCCUCGUUUUGCACUGAAUCGUAGACGUCGACGUUUUCAGCAAUCCACUGCCCGUCGGAAUUGUUUGUUUUCUCUAAAAACCCGUCGUGUAACGCGUAGGUUUUCCUUUUCUUGGCGACCCAUUGCUGUGACACUGUUUGUGUGCCCGCAUCGCCAGCACCACGCGUGUCUGUGAGGUUCUGCGUACUCGUGCCGUGACCACACACGUCCUCCACUCCGUGUCCCACGUCGUUUUCGUUUUUUUCUCCUUCUCGGUUUCUGUGUUCUUUCUCUUCUUUCCUCCUUUACCCCUCUCCGCCUUUUCCUUUUCCGUUUUCGCGUUUUUUUCGCUCCCUUGUGUACUGUUGCAGCUGCGUGAACUGACACUUUGCAACAUUUUCACGAACGAGCAUAUGCAAGUGCUGACGCGCCGUGUGUUUGUCCGUUCUUGCCUUUUCGCACAUCUCUGAGUGAGUCCCAAGUGCGUAUACGCGUGUUUAUGAACAUAAGAAGAGCGUCUUGUGUGCGUGUGUGUCUUUUCGUGUUUGGAAUUGACUUUUGUCUCGCAACUUCCCACUUUUCCAUACUCCUAAACUCCUAAUCGCUCGCUCUUCCAUCCUCCCGCCGUGUAACACGACCAACUCGACCUUUUUCCCUUUUUUCGUCUUCUUUCGUCUUUUCCUCUUUCUGUACUUUCUCUCUCACUCACACACACUCUCUCUCUCUCACUCUUUACGCACACAAUCAUGGCGAAAGCUACGCAAGCUUCUUCGCCCGCCCCCCAGCCGUCGCCUACUGGCCCUCCUGGCGCCUUCCAUCCUGCCCAAACGAACUCUACGGGUCUCAAUGGACCGAUGGUUGGUUCUAUGUCGGUCCAGCAGCAGCAGCAGCAACAACAGCAACAGGCCGGUAUGGUCCAAAACGGUGGUUCUGUGAUGGCACAGCCUCCCAGUCCCCGGACAGUACCGUACGGCUCCGGUCCCGGCGUCCCAGGACCCAUGCAGCACUAUGGCUCUCCUGCCAUGUCGAUGCAGGUGCACCAAAAGCACCUCUCUCAGGGCCAGCCCCAGCAGCACUAUGCCAUGGCUUCUCCUCGCAUGCAUCAGGACCAGCAACAGCAGCAGGCUCAGCAGCAGCAACAAGGUGCUCCACAACAGCAGCAGAUUCAACAGCUUCAGAACCCCAUGGGUGCCGCUGCGUACCAGUCAAUCAUGCACCCGUACUCCCAGCCUGCCAUGGUUCAGCCUGGAGCACAGUCUGUCGUGGGCGCCCCCUACUACCAAACUACCGUGAAUCCCCAAACCCAUCAACUUGUUCAUCACGUCCAUCCCGCUGCAAACCCGGCCGCCCCGGGUAUGCAUUCUUUUCCUGGUGCCCAGGCCCCUGCUCUCCCUUCACACCUGCGUCCACAACAACAGCAACCAAACCAACAGGUUUCUCAACAGCCACAGCAGCAGCAGCAACAACAGCAACAGCAACAGGCUGCUUCUCAGCAAGUUUCGGUGCAAGGUCUCCAGCGCCAAGUGCAGGCUGUUCCCCUUGUACAUAAUGGUGUGAAUGGUGCCGGCGUUGUGCAGGGUGUCUCCUACGUACCUGUGGCUCCGACGCAACCAAAUCCUGCUGCCAUGGUUGCCGGCGUAAAGCCGCCAGACGGCACGAAUGUCGUGGCUGCUGCUGCUACCGCAACCAACCCCAACGCGGGUUUCAAGCCUCAAGGGGCCUUGAUGCCUCCGCCUUCUGUAAAUCCCGUCACCGGUGGUCCUUCCAUACUUCCUUCAGACGCCCCAGCGGCUUUCCACAAGCUGCUUACGCUCAACGAGGAAACUUGGAUUCAAGUCGGUCGUUUGGCCGAGCUCAUGAAUGACAUGGACAAGGCUUUGCUCGCGUAUGAGUCUGCUCUUCGGCACAACCCGUACUCUAUCCCGGCAAUGCUCCAAAUUGCCAUGAUCCUCAGGACUCGCGAGCAGUAUCCGCUCGCCAUUGAGUACUUCCAAAACAUACUCAAUAUCGACCCCAAAAACGGAGACAUCUGGAGUGCACUCGGCCACUGCUACCUUAUGCACGAUGAUCUUGUCCGUGCUUACCAGGCUUAUCAACAGGCUCUUUACCAUCUCAAGGAUCCCAAAGAUCCGAAGCUUUGGUACGGAAUCGGCAUACUGUACGAUCGCUAUGGCUCGCAUGAGCAUGCUGAAGAGGCAUUUGCUCAGUGUUUGCGUGUAGAUCCGAAUUUUGAAAAAGCAAACGAAAUUUAUUUCCGGCUUGGUAUUAUCUACAAGCAGCAACGCAAGUUUGCCCAAUCACUGGAGUGUUUCCGGUACAUUCUCGACAAGCCUCCAAAGCCCCUCACUGUUCUCGAUAUUUAUUUCCAGAUUGGACAUGUGUACGAACAACAAAAGGAAUACAAGCUUGCCAAGGAGGCCUACGAGCGUGUUCUCGCCCACACUCCCAACCACGCAAAGGUUCUCCAGCAGCUUGGUUGGCUGUGUCAUCAACAGUCGCCUUCUUUCUCCAAUCAGGAAUUGGCCAUUCAGUAUCUUACAAAAUCGCUUGAAGCAGAUUCCAACGACGCGCAGUCUUGGUAUCUCAUUGGACGCUGUUUCGUCGCCCAACAAAAAUACAACAAGGCAUAUGAGGCCUACCAACAAGCCGUUUACCGUGACGGACGCAAUCCAACAUUUUGGUGCUCUAUUGGUGUUUUGUAUUACCAGAUUAAUCAGUACCAAGACGCUCUGGAUGCGUAUUCACGCGCUAUUCGUUUGAAUCCUUACAUCUCCGAGGUUUGGUAUGAUCUGGGCACGCUUUAUGAAAGCUGCCACAACCAGAUCGGCGAUGCUCUGGAUGCUUACCAGCGCGCCGCUGAACUGGAUCCCGGCAACCCUCACAUCAAGGCACGCUUGCAAUACCUGCAGGGUGCUCAGAGUGAACAGCAGCGUGCUGUAGCUGCUCAAAAUCAAAAUGCUCAAAACCGUAACGAGCAAGACCAUAAACAACCGCAAGUGGCCAUGAAUCAAAACAUAUAUCCGAAUGUCAUCUCAGGCGGUAACCCUCACUGGCAGGUUCAACAUCAACAGGCACCCAAUGUUUAUCCUCAUCAGCCUGUUCAUUAUGCUGGAGUUCCUCCACAAGCUCAGCAGGCACAAGUUGAUGCAUCGUUGCAGCAGCAGCAGCAGCAGCAGCAACAACAACAACAACAACAACAGCACCAGGUUGCUCAGAUGGUAACACGUUCACCUCGCGGUACUUACCAUUACAUUAAUAGCGCUCCCACACCGGCUGAUGUCAACCGUAUGUCGAAAAGUGGUCCUUCGCAAACGUAUCCUGGUGCCAUAGCACAACCGUCUGCGAUUGUCCAGGCGCCCGGUCAACCUUUAACGCCUGGCUCAGUAAUGUCUCCGUCAAACGAAGCCAGUAUUUCACCUCAUACAAAAGCACCUGGUCCCGAAGCCGGUGACGCUGAGCAACGUCAAGAUGUUCCUAAAAACUGGCAGCCUAGUACAGAGAGAGGCUCAAUCUCUGGACCCAAAUCCGCUCGUGGAAGCACGAGUGGCCGUCCACGGGGUGUCUCUUCUCGCCGGUCUAGUUUGGCUAAUACUACGGAUAAUGCCUCGACGAUGCCUUCUUCUCAACCCCAAAAGGAGCCUGAGAACAACGAGCUUCCUGCAAUUCUGCCGGCCAAACGGUCCGCUUCUGAAAAGUCUUCAAAUGCCCCAGAUUCACCCCAACAAUAUGAGAAUGUAAAACGGCCGAAGAAUUCUGCUACCAAUGAACAACAGCGUCAACAAGAGCCUGUCCAUACACAACAAGCUGAUCACAAUGCUGUCAGCCAAGCCCAAGCGCCCGUCGCAGCCAUGUCUGAGCCUACGACGACGUACCCCUCUGUCCAAAAUGCUGUAUUUUCAAAUGAGAAUCCAGUUUCUGCAACCCCGCCGGCCGAGGACGCAGGAACCUCGUCCAGAGAAGCGCAAUCUGGUGGCGCGCAUGAAAUAAACGCCUUCAAAUCGUCUGGAACAAAGGGCGAGACAGCUGAUUCAAACCCUAAUUCCACUCGAACCGAUAAUAAAAACAGCGAACAGAAGCAGGCCCUUCAACAAGGUGCUCGGACGCUGGGUGUUGAUGAAAAUUACGAUGAAGAUGAAAACGAAAGAGAAGAAGAAAGCCGAAACUAGUAUCUCUAUUCACUUCUUUCUUAACGUUUUUUGACUCUUAUGUAUGCUUGAUGUGUAUAACUUUGAAUGAUUUUGGGAGUUUCAUCAUGGGAUCUACUUUUGCUUUUCUCGUUGUUUACCUCACUCUUUCUGUAGAUAGCAUAAUGAUUAUAUUAGCUCGACUAAAAGGAUGCGUUCGUUAUUUUAUGUUAUAAUUGUGCCUUGCCUGCCUAAUAUUGAACUACUUAUUGGCCUAUUA